AUGUCGCUGGCGUUCUCUCAAGCUGCCGUUGCACCGGUGGUCGUUGCGAAAGCGUUUUAUCGUACCGAGCGGUCACCGUGGUCGGCCAUGGCCUGGGCGCGAUUUCGAGCGGUCAUCGGCGGCCGUCGAUGGAAACGGUGCUCUAUUGUAACGACGCUAAGCAUUGUUUUGCGACCGACACGUCGGCGGCGUCCGUUUCGGGAAACCGAGCGGAGAUUUCUGACGUCAGAGACUUACAUCCGGGAAGCGAUAGCUAUUUCGAACCGCGAGACCGAACGGCGCGAUCCCCUCACGCGAAGAGGCUGCACGGACAAAUCGUGCCGCGCCGCUGGCGGGGAGCGUGUCAAAGAUGGCGUCGGAAAAGCGCGGGCACUUUCCCCGCGCGGGAAACGAAAGAAAGUCGACGCGCCGCCGCGAAAUGGAAACCGUUGCGAUUACGUUGAUAACGAGUUUAUCUCCCGUACUUUAAUAACCGAGUGCACGCUGCGAAUACUUCAC
Messenger RNA from Iphiclides podalirius (scarce swallowtail), 498 nucleotides. Lineage: Eukaryota; Metazoa; Arthropoda; Insecta; Lepidoptera; Papilionidae. The record is from the annotation of a GenBank genome assembly.